Linum trigynum is the source of this 1968-nucleotide messenger RNA. Lineage: Eukaryota; Viridiplantae; Streptophyta; Magnoliopsida; Malpighiales; Linaceae. The record is from the annotation of a GenBank genome assembly.
CUGAGACAUUUACAUGGUAUCAUAGCCCAAAUAACUCAAACGAGUUCUGUGUUUUUCUUUUCCCCUGUCUCUCCUCUUCUCUUCCUCUCAUUAUUCUUCCAGUUGUUCCACUAUGUCGACCAUUUCCAGUUCUUCCUCUUCUUUAGCUGCUUCCUCCUCUUCCUCCUUUCCCAUCUCUUUACCCUCCAAUCCCCAAUUGACUGUCAAAUUGACACCAACAAAUUACUUCUUAUGGCGGGCACAGCUUUAACCCCUUCUUCGCUGUUAUAAUCUUGUUGGCCACAUCGAUGGUACCCUUCCUGUGCCGCCAGAGCAAGUUGCUGAUCAGCCCAAUCCUACCUUUCGCGAGUGGUAUGGGCACGAUCAGUUGGUUCUCAUCUGGAUUAAUCUGUCUCUGACCGAGGCCGUCAUGCCGCAUAUCGUCAAUAAGCACACCGCGAAUGAGGCCUGGGACACAUUGGCCGUUAUUUAUGCUUCCGGGUCGCCGGUCAUCGUCGGCCAACUUCGCUGGGAUCUCCACCAUCUCCGCCGUGGGACGGAUUCAGCCCACGAUUAUCUUCAACGUGCCAAGACAAUUUUUGAUAAAAUGGUCACUCUGGGUGAUCCGAUUAAAGAGGCGGAGCUGGUGACCUCUGUGAUUGAUGGCCUGAACGAAGAUUAUCGACCUUUCACGCGGAAUUUGGAGGCCAGGCUCGAGCCUGUGUCGUUUGCUGAUCUCAGCAGCCUUCUGUUGAGUGAAGAGUUGCAGCUCCGCCGAUUUCAAUCUGCUGCUGGUGGUGGCGUCACUCCGCAAGCCUUCUUCUCCGGCAAAGGACGCGAUGGUGGUCGUUCUCUUUGCGGCAGAGGGGCACGUUUUGGUGGUCGCCCUUAUUACUCCCCGGGUCGUUCUUCUAAUCAAUUUUAUGCAGGUCCAAGGCCCAUCCAAGGAGGUUUCCGGCCCGCUUCCUCUGGGGUUCUAGGAGCUGGGCCUCUAGGCCCGACCACUACAAUCUGUCAUAAUUGUGGAGGCAGGGGGCAUAUAAAGCCCAAUUGUCCUAACCCGUUUUACCAGUCCCAGCCCAUUUACCCCUCUGGUCAUGCAUCUCGCUUAGCCCAGUCCUCCCACCCAGUCCUCCCACCCAGUCCACCAGUCCCAACAAUGGUUUUUUGACUCAGGCGCUAAUCAACAUCUUACUUCUGAUCUUGACAACCUGAUUCAUCAUUCUGAGUAUACUGGCACCGAUCAAGUCACUUUUGGCAACGGUAAACGACUUCCCAUUUCUCAUUCUGGUUCUUCUCAUGCCACGCUUUCCAAUAAUUCUUAUGUUCUCAACAAUAUUCUUCGUGUUCAAAAUGCUCCUCAUAAUCUUCUUUUCGUGAGUUCUUUAACUCGUUCUAACCCAUUUCUAUUGAGUUCUUUGACUCCUAUUUUGUCAUCAAGGACAGCCACACGAAGGCUGAGCUCUAUCGAGGAUCUGCGACUGAUGGCCUCUAUUCUCUGCCUCUUCAUAUUCAAAGUCGCGCAGUUCCUCGUGCUUUCACUGCCUCCCUUGAACUGUGGUAUCAACGGCUGGGUCAUGCCAAUCUUCGUGCUGUUAAACAACUUUUGUCUACUCAUUCAAUAAAUUACCAUGAUAGUUCUGUUUCUCUAUGCCAUGGUUGUUCUGUUAGUAAAAUUCAUGAACUUCCUUUUCUCUCUUCUCACUAUCGUGCCUCUGCUCCACUGGAACUUAUUUGUAGUGAUCUUUGGGGCCCUGCGCCUCUUCUCUCUCAUGAUCAUCAAUCAUAUUAUAUUUUGCUCUAUGACUUUAGUAAGUUCAGUUGGGUGUAUUUUGUGCGCUAUAAAUCUCAAUUUCUCAGUGUUUUUAUUCAAUUUCGUCAAAUGGUAGAAAAAUUCUUUGGUCUUCCCAUUAAAAAUUUUCAAUCUGAUUGGGGUGGUGAAUAUCAAGCAUUGACUUCUUAUCUUUCCAAUAAUGGAAUAAUUCAUCG